GUUGAAAACGCGUACUACUUUAUCAUUUUACCGUCGGGUUCGAGAGGACUAGACCAUGAAUCGAUCAAAUUGGAUGCGGUUGUUCGAGCAAAUACAGAACGCAAUAUUAUCUACCUACGCGCAUUGCCAACUGAAAAUAUGACUUCCAUUAUUCUUGGUAUCCUACAGGAGCAGCUUGUCAAACCAUCCACUCUACAGGCAAUCUACGCAUCAGUUUGGUGGAAAGGUAGUGACACUGAACCUUCAACUUCAAACACUGCAUCCAAAAAUACCCUGGUUGACUACGCAUCUGCUCGCGCUGAGGUUGCCAAACUGCGAACCCACCAACUUCCAGCAGCCUCAGGCUACGAGGUCACCGCAACCUUAGUCAGCCCCUAUGACGCUGAACCUCCCAGUCCGCCUUCCCUCCCCUCCACGGAUGAUUGGAUGUGGGGCCCUGGCAACGCAUCAAACCUCAGUUUUGGUGAAUGGCUCCAACGAUAUGUCAACCCUGGUCUUAGUGAUUUGAAACGAUUCCUCAAUUUAAAUAUUUAUUCGCAGUACCUGUACUCAGUCACUCUUGAUGCUCUAGAGUGGAGUAAACUGUCAAAGGACCGCACUCAUCGAUUCUACACGUCUGCCCAAUUGUCUAAUGUUCUCAAUUCUCUUGAGGCCUACUUGGGUCAACAUGCUUCAGAGCGGAGUCUAUCGAAUGAAACUUAUGAGGUGCAUGGAGGUUUACAUCUUGUAGUAGUUAUUGAUUCUCCAACGCGAGAGUACAAUGCCACCUCGCGCAAACCUCUUCGCUUUCAUAUUUCUGGAAGUUCUAGAUCCGAUCCACCAUCAAGUAUUGCUCUUGUUCCUCAAUGGGGAGCUUUUAUAUCUGUGGAUGAUGUGGAUAUUAGCUUGGAAAACCUAGGUGGGGUUUUGGUGAACACCAUUCGGUCGUUUGUUGGACUUUUGGUUCGCAGUCAGGACGUUGUCACCGUUGGUAGGAGUGGAUCGAAGGUCUUGCUGGAGAGUGGUUUAACGACUGAAAAGAUUGUUAAAUGGGAGUUGGACCUCUGGUUGCGUAGACGUGCGAUUGAGAGUCUCUCUACGGCUGUGUUAACUCUAACAUCCUUGGUUCGUACUAUAGAGAGAGUGCCAACGAUGGUCAUCAAUUGGGAGACAGCGAGCCGUGUGAAAUCCGCCGUUUCAGCUUGGUCGGAGGCAGUUUCGGAAUUGGCUUCUCCUCCUUCCACAUCUUCGAAAAAUCCAGGAGCUAAGGCCUUUUGUGCCGCACGCAUCGCACUGGAAAAUGCUGAUGCUGCUUUCUUUGAUCAUAGUCUAUUGGAUCUUCUCUAUUUCCCUUCUGAUCAAGUAUUUGGAAUAUACGUGCCUCUUUUUGUGCCAAUUGGACUUCCUCUUAUCGCUUCCGGCGUGGCGGUAUUAAGAUUCUUUUUAAAGAAGUCGACAUGA
Messenger RNA from Rodentolepis nana, 1440 nucleotides. The record is from the annotation of a GenBank genome assembly. NCBI's taxonomy places the organism in Eukaryota, Metazoa, Platyhelminthes, Cestoda, Cyclophyllidea, Hymenolepididae.